AUGUCAACAAUUCGCCCUGACUCCUCCCUAUUAGAACAGAUGGUGGAAUCCUGUCAUUACCUAGCACCGCGCCCCCAGAACCUACCAAUCCGCAGCGGGGAGGGGUUGGUCUUUGAAAGUUCAUCACGUUGUGGGUGUUCCGGUGGCGCAAACGUCUAUGUAGGGGUAGUUAACCCUUUGGUUGCUUGCGUGCCGGGUAACAGUAGUAGUCUGAUCAUGUCGGCCUGGCUUAGUGUCUCGGCGAGGGGUGCCACGUUGUGGAGGCCAGCUCUGCGUAGGUUCUACCGCACCGAGCGAGGGGUCUAUGGCUACAGACCGAAAAAGAGCGGCGGUGCCAGCGAGCUUCGGGGGAAUGAUCAGGUGUACGAGCCAGCUGCUAGCACGGCAGUGGAUCAUGGCCUGGCACGACUUGUUACAGCUUACCGGGAACACGGCCACAAAGCAGCCAAAAUUAACCCAUUAUUUACUGGUCAAGCAGUAAUGGACAUGGUGCCUGAAAUACAAAUGUUAAGUGAAACACUCCAUGGGCCAUUUAAUACAACAGGGUUACUUAACAUUGGGAAAGAUGAGGCAACCCUUGAAGAUGUCCUGGCAUACUUGGAUCAUACAUAUUGUGGUCAAAUAUCCAUCGAAACAAGCCAGUUGCAGAAUUUUGAAGAGCGCGACUGGUUUUCUAGAAGAUUUGAGGAACUCAAAAAAGAGAUCUUUUCUACAGAAGAGAAGAAACAAUUUUCUAAGCUCAUGCUGGAGUGUCAGGAAUUUGACCGCUUUCUGGCUACAAAGUUUUCCACGGUGAAACGGUAUGGCGGAGAAGGAGCAGAAAGCAUGAUGGGUUUCUUCCAUGAGCUGAUGAAGAUAUGUUCGUUCAGUGGUGUAACCGAUGUGGUUAUAGGAAUGCCUCACAGGGGGAGGCUUAACCUCCUUACCGGGCUCCUUCAGUUUCCUCCUGAGCUUAUGUUUCGUAAAAUGCGAGGAUUAAGUGAAUUCCCUGAGAACUCCCCAGCAAUUGGUGAUGUUCUUUCCCACUUGACCUCUUCCGUGGACUUGGACUUUGGUUCCCAUAGGCCUCUGCAUGUGACUAUGUUACCCAACCCCUCACACUUGGAGGCAAUCAAUCCUGUAGCCGUUGGCAAAGCUCGAGCCAGACAGCAAUCCCUGUCCGAUGGAGAUUACUCUAAUGACAUUUCAGCACAGCCAGGGGACAAAGUUGUAUGUCUUCAGGUACAUGGUGAUGCUUCGUUUUCUGGUCAGGGAAUAGUUCCCGAAACAUUUACUCUUGCUAAUUUGCCACAUUACCGCAUUGGUGGCAGCAUUCACCUUAUUGUUAACAAUCAACUAGGAUAUACUACCCCGUCUGAUCGUGGAAGGUCCUCUUUAUAUAGUAGUGAUGUUGGUAAAAUUGUUAGUUGUGCAGUCAUUCAUGUUAACGGAGAUGACCCAGAAGAAGUUGUCCGUGCCACGAGACUAGCAGUGGAAUAUCAGCGGCGGUUUAGAAAGGAUGUGAUUGUAGACCUUCUGUGUUAUCGUCAGUGGGGACAUAAUGAGCUUGAUGAGCCAUUCUUCACGAAUCCCGGCAUGUACAAAAUUAUUCGGGCUCGUAAAAGUAUUCCAGAUGUCUAUGCUGAUCGACUUAUAUCAGAAAGUCUGAUGACAGAAGAAGAAGUAUCUAGUAUAAAGACCACCUACUAUUCCAAAUUAAAUGACCACCUUGCGAAUAUGACAUUAUACAGUCCCCCACCAACGAAUCUGCAGGCUCACUGGAGUGAAAUGAUUGAGCCUUCGGCUCGGAUCACUGUGUGGGACACGGGUGUUCCUGCCAACCUCCUGAAAUACAUCGGUGCAAAGUCUGUAGAAGUUCCUGAAGAGAUUCAAAUGCACAGCCAUCUUCUUAAAAUGCAUGCGCAGUCUAGAAUCCAAAAGCUGCAGGAAGGAGUAAAGUUAGACUGGGGCACGGCAGAAGCUCUGGCUUUUGGCUCGUUACUUUGCCAAGGUUUUAAUGUUCGGAUAAGUGGACAAGAUGUAGGGCGUGGAACUUUCAGUCAGCGGCAUGCCAUGGUGGUUUGCCAAGAGACUUAUGAUACAUAUAUCCCUCUGAACCACAUUACACCAAACCAGAAAUGCUUCUUAGAGGUAAGCAACAGCGCCUUAUCGGAGGAAGCUGUCCUGGGCUUUGAGUACGGAAUGAGCAUUGAAAGCCCCAUGUUACUUCCUAUUUGGGAGGCUCAGUUUGGAGAUUUCUUCAACGGUGCACAGAUCAUAUUUGACACUUUUAUUUCUGGAGGUGAAGCCAAGUGGCUGUUACAGAGCGGCAUUGUCAUCCUGCUUCCCCAUGGCUAUGAUGGCGCCGGCCCGGAGCACUCUUCAUGCAGGAUUGAACGCUUUCUGCAGAUGUGUGACAGUGCAGAGGAAGGAGUGGAUGGUGACAGUGUUAAUAUGUUUGUAGUGCAUCCAACUACCCCAGCACAAUAUUUCCAUUUACUGCGCAGACAGAUGAUCCGGAAUUUCAGAAAACCCCUCAUCGUGGCUUCCCCGAAAAUGCUGCUAAGAUAUCCGGCUGCUGUUUCAAGCUUUGAUGAUAUGGCACCUGGAAAAACAUUCAGACCUGUCCUUGGAGACUACUCUGCAGAUCCAAAAAGCGUCAACAAAGUGAUCCUUUGUUCUGGUAAACAUUACUAUGCUCUCGCCAAGCAGAAAGAGACACUCGGAGAGCAAGGACACAAAUGUGCUAUAAUAAGGCUAGAGGAACUCUGUCCGUUCCCCUUAGAAGCACUACAGCAAGAAAUGGCAAAAUAUCCAAAUGCCAAAGACUUUAUUUGGAGCCAAGAAGAACCACAGAACAUGGGUGCAUGGACUUUUGUUGCACCUAGGUGUGAAAAACAAUUGGGAUGUAAGUUGCGGCUUGUAAGCAGACCUGCUCUUCCUGCACCGGCAGUCGGUAUUGGGACGCUGCACCAACAGCAACAAGAAGCUAUAAUCACGAAAACAUUUGCGUAGAUGGACUAUUACACAGCCUUUACAAGAACUGAAUGUAUUUCUGGGUCAGAGGGCUAUUUUGCAGUUUUACCCAAAUGGAAAGACACUGUACUUCAUAGGAUCAAAUACUAAUGAUGCUGUUUUAGCGAGGUUUAUUAUUUUACCCCUGUUUGAGGGAGGCAAGGAUACUGCCAGUGAGAACACUAAACUGUAGACUUUUACAGAAAAGGACUUGAAAUAUUUACGCAAUCAAAUGUUUUAAUUGGAUCUAUUAAAUAUGAAAAUACACAGGGCUUUAUGAGUUUAAUCUCAAACAGCCACCAGCCAUACAAACAGUGCAUUGACAAAACUGUCCGAACCUGGGACUGGAACUAUUAAGAAAAGCGCCUUAAAUGGAUUGUAUUAGACUUAUCAUCCACCCAUUUGAGAACUUAAUCUACCGUUUAUAAAAUAAAUUAUACUUUAAUGUUCUGUAGUGAGGUCCGCAGCAGAGAUUUUGAGACAGUAUUAUUUACAGAACUUCAACUGUUUGCAAAUAGCAAUUACAAAUGCCCGUACUUAAUCUAAUAAUUACACAAAAUAA
Messenger RNA from Spea bombifrons (plains spadefoot toad), 3556 nucleotides. It is a transcript of the gene DHTKD1, whose product is annotated as dehydrogenase E1 and transketolase domain containing 1. Gene Ontology annotation, molecular function: oxoglutarate dehydrogenase (succinyl-transferring) activity; thiamine pyrophosphate binding. The transcript is spliced from 17 exons. Bases 1 to 2994 code for a protein of 997 amino acids. Lineage: Eukaryota; Metazoa; Chordata; Amphibia; Anura; Pelobatidae. The record is from RefSeq and is a predicted model, not a curated record. Gene Ontology annotation, biological process: tricarboxylic acid cycle.